Molecule: messenger RNA, 5244 nt
Organism: Ictalurus punctatus (channel catfish)
Lineage: Eukaryota; Metazoa; Chordata; Actinopteri; Siluriformes; Ictaluridae
Gene: glcci1a
Product: glucocorticoid induced 1a
Exons: 9
Coding region: 596-2215 (539 amino acids)
Biological process (GO): podocyte development
Cellular component (GO): cytoplasm
Source: RefSeq, a predicted model, not a curated record
CGAGAGAGAGAAAAAAAACUCCUCGGUUGCUGAAAUAAAGUUAAGGAAAUGAUGUGUAGCUGUGACCGUGUUUUGAUAAUGAAAUGCCCCGCCCACCCAAUCUCCAUAUGGCAACGCCCCGCCCACCGGCUCUCUGCACUGUUUGUAGUUGCCGCUAUAGUUUCUGUCACUUGCAGCAACUUGAAUGCUGGAGGCAAGUCGACCCUGAGAGAUUUUUUUUUUUUUUUUCUAUGCAAAAUUUAUUUAUUUUAUUUUUUUCCCCCCCAUCUAGCUCGCACCAAGAACUUUAGGAUCAAUAUCAUUUAUAGUCUAACUUCUUACCAACUUUUUUGGUUGUUGUUAUAGCUGGUAGUGAAGAAUGCGUCAGAAAGAACGAGGAAACGGACAGACUUCAUUAGUAAACUCAUGCAGAUGAGCCGAAAUAUAGCCAAACUUCAGCGAAAAAACAGAAACGGCUUUUAUUGUUUAUAUAUUUAGUGUAUUUUUUUAUUAUUAUAAUAUAUUUUUUUUUUUUUUUUUUUUUUUACAUUUUUGGACUCUCUCAGGUUUAUAGCCUAUAUUUUUCCAAGCGGAACUGUAACUACAGGAUCACAUCAUGUCAUCAUCAUCAUCAUCAUCAUCCUCAUCAUCAUCAUCAUGCAACUCGACUCAUCAUCAACAGCAACAGCGGGCUAAAGGCAGCACGGGAUCCCCCACCAUCUCAUCAUCAUCAUCAUCAUCAUCAUCAGUCGUUAACGGCGCGAGCCGGUUGCUGCAGCCAGUCCGUGCCACGGUGCCGUACCAGCUAAUUCGCGGGAGCCGCCGCUCCUCUCCCUCCUCUUCCUCCUUCUCCUCCUCCUCUUCCUCGUGUGCGUCAGCCGGGGGCGACGUCGCAGCACCGAGAGCGCCCGGUGCCGCCGCCGCGAGCCCGACGCGAGUAGUGACGCCGCUCGCGCGCCCUCCUGGAAACGGAAGCGGCCACGGCUCCGCGGACUGCGCCGCCGGGCUGAUCGCGCGCUCCCCGCCGCCUGACCGCAAGGGCUCACCGGAGCGGCGCACUGAUUCACCUGCUAUCCGAGUUGAAAGGCCAAAAGGCCAGCAGGUGUGGAUCAGACGCACUUCCUCUCUAGGUGCCAUCACCGCCCCCUACCUGACCGGCCAGUGGCCCCGUGACCCCUACGUGCUCUACCCAUCGUGCAUGAAAGACAAAUCCACACAGACUCCUGGAUGCUGGAGUGAAGACUCAUCCGAGGGAGAGCUGAGGAACACGCACCAGCGCUCGGCGUCCUGGGGCUGCGCCGACCAGCUUAAAGAGAUCGCUAAGCUCCGCCUGCAGCUCCAGCGCACUAAGCAGGGAGGAAGUCGCCAUAUUAAAGAUAGUAGGGAGCUUCUGUCUCCCCUCCACUGCUGCAUCUUCACCACCACACACAUUACCAGCAGCAUGUCCAGCCAAGCCACGUCUCCCAUGUCGAAGCCGGCACAGAUGACCCUGCCUAACAUCACUGUACCGAAACCGUCCAUCUCACGAGUGCCCAGCAGCAUGGAGGGCAUCAACCACGAGCUGGAGAAAGUCUUUAUUAAAGAUAACGGAGAGAAGGAAGAACUGAAGGCGUUGGAGGUGCCUGAUGGACGCCGUGCCCCGUUUCCUCCUCAGCAGCGGAGCAGUAGUACAUGUGGUUUGGACUCUCAGACCCCGGCAGUACACGGCCGCUCCAGCAGCUGCUCCAGCGCAUCCCCAUGUCCGGUAGGAUCACACGACGGCAGCCCGUACUCCACCGACGAGCUCCUCGACGACCGAGACAAAGACAGCGGCAGCAGCUCUCCUCUCCCCAAGUUUGCCUCUUCACCCAAACCCAACAACAGCUACAUGUUCAAGCGGGAGCCUCCCGAAGGCUGCGAGAAGAUCAAAGUGUUCGAAGAAACAACGUCGAGACAGUCCUCUACCACCCCCCUCUUCUCCUGCCCCGACAAAAACAAGGUGAACUUCAACCCCACUGGUUCGGCUUUCUGCCCCGUCAGAAUACCCGGCUCUCUGCUUCAACACUCGGCCUCCCAAGCUGAGGAAGAGGACGAGGAAGGAGGACACCCCAGUGCUGUGACCUCCUCGGCCAUGUACACCCUGCUCCACCCCACUCAGGUCUCCAUCAGUACCAGCACAGACGAUCCGCCAGAAUCAGACGCCGCGUCUCCGUCCCAACAAGAGGCACCACACACAAACUCAGAACUGUGCAGUUAGCUCGAUUUGCCCAGAGCUGGUCUCUGUGGCACUUUGUGCCCUUCAUAGGUUGACUAGAUGCCACCUUUCCCCCUCUUUCUGGACUGAAAUGUCACCGUCUGCAUGUCAUAGUGACACACAAGGUUCCAAACACGAGAAUAGCGCUCCACUUCAAUCCGUCGUCACGUCCGCACCGGUUUUCUUACGCACUUAUACUGACAGGGACUAAAGAGCUGCAAGGCUAUAGUGUGCGAGUGUUCAGGCUGUUUUUGGAACAGCACCACAGAAGCUGGUUAAAGAUUAUAUAUAUAUAUAUAUAUAAACAUAUACUAUUAAUGUUAAAAUAAAGUGUGUGAAGGUUUUAUGGACCACAAAAUAUGCAAAUGUAGGUUCAAUGUUAACCUUAACCGAAAGAAAGAAAAGAGUGAGCUGUCAUUUUUUUUGCUACAGAAGUCCCAAGAGGCCAUGUUUUGUUUUUUUUUUGUUGUUGUUUUUUUUUUUAAAACUCCCAUUAUCUUGCGAUUAAGAUAAUCCUUUUUGAUAAGCUUUAUUCUAUAAACCUAAACGUUCAGGUUAUUGUCUCAAUGAAACCACUUUCACGUGAAAAAAUAAGUCGUGCAACCUCCUGGUGAGAUCAGUGUAUUUGAGAGGUACAGAUGCACCCUUCUAACAUAUCAGGUGUAGUUUUUUUUUUUAUCAUAAUUUAAAUAAAAAUAAAUAAAUAAAAGGUUUUAUGAAAUAUCCUGACCAGCAGGCUGACAUUAGCAGUGAAGAGUUGCAAUUUAUAAACACAUAUGUAUAAACAAUCUUCUCAGAAAUCUUGUCAGGUUAGCUCAGAUUAGCUAGGAAUUUAGAUAUAGACAUUAAUGAUUAUGCUCUAAAGAUUAUCCUCUCAGAAAUCCUCUCAGAUUAUUUUAUAUUACCUAGUUAGCUAGUGUGAACAGUGAAGAUUAUGUACAGAAAUUAUUAUGACCGACAAGUCUUGUCAGAAAUCCUGUCAGAAAUCCUGAUAUUAACUAGCUAGCUUGUGUUAGCAAUGCAAAUGAUGAUUAUUAAUGAUUAUGACUUAAAAUCCUGUCAGAAAUCCUUUCAGAUUAGUUUAUUCUUGUGAUCUGGCUAAUGUCGGCAGGGAAGACUCUAAACAUUAAUGAUUAUGACCUAAAAAAUUCGUUAGCUGUGAAGAUUAUCAACACAUAAAUAUGACUUAAAACUUCUGUCAAGUUAGCCCAUGUUAGCUAGUUAGCUAGCUAUCAAUGAAAAUGAUAAGUAUUAAUGGUUAUGAUAUCCUGUUAGCGCAUAUUAGCUAGCUGGUUGGUGGUAGCAAUGGAAAUACAUGGAUAAACAUUACUAAAUAUGCUUUAGAAAUCCUGUCAGAUUAGCUCAUGCUGGCUAGCAGACUAGCGUUAGCAAUGAAUAUUAUAGACAUUUAUAAAUAUGAUAUUAAAAUCCUGGGAGGUUAACGUGUAUUAACUAGCUGGCUUUUGUGAGCAAUGAAAAUUCUGAACAUUAAUGAUUAUUACCUAAAAUCCUGUCAGAAAUCCUCUCAGCUUAGCUCAUGCCUACAAAGUGGAUUUUUUGUUGUUGUUUUGAGAUCAGUAAGUCGUAAUGUCAAGAUAAUAAUAAUCCACUGCCUCUUGGGACUUCAGUUUUUUUUAUUAUUAUUAUUCUCAUCUUAUUUAUACAUUUUGGCAUCGAGUUCUGGUCACACUUUUUGGAUUCCCUUUUUUUUUUUUUUUUUUUUUUUGGUGUGAUUCAUUUUCUCACUCACGUGGAUCAGAACGAUUGCACAGCUUCGCUUUCUGUUGGGUGAGUGAAAUCCAAGCAAAUCACUGCUUAACUUAAGUGGGAUAACUCCUUUUUUUCAGCUAGAACAUAUGACGAUUGCGUAAUGAUUGCGUUUAGUGGAGAACGUUACGUUAAAAAAGCUUCAAGAAGGGUUUAAUAGGGUCGGAUGCAUGUAUCUGAAAUUGAUCAUAUAUGUUGACAAUUACAGUGUCAUGUCUGUUUUCUUUUUUUUUUUAACAUCCACAGUAUGAAUAAGCUCUCUCUAUCUAUAUAUAUAUAUCUAUAUAUAUCUAUAUAUAGAUAGAUCGAUAUAUGGAUAUCUAUAUAAAAAAAAAAAAAAAAAGAUAAAAGCUUGUUUGGGUUUAACUGUUUAUUGCUUUAUGUACGUUAUAGAGAAAAAGUGUGAUCUAAUCUUUGGGAUUAUGUUUACAGUCUGUCUGGGUUUUGUUACUUUUAAGAAAUUAAAUACAAAAAUAGGUUUUAAAAAAAAAAAGAAGAAGAAGAAGAAGACAAAUGCAUUUAAAAAACAACAACAACAACAACAAAAAAAACAAACGCUAUAGUGUUGCACAGUAUCUGUUUAUAGCCCAGCUUCAGGUGUGAGUUUAAACUCAGGUAAUUUGCACUCUACUGUGUGUCCAUUCUCAACUCGAACUCCUACCACGUUUUACAUACAUAUGCAUACACGCACUCAUACACACCUGAACACACACUCCCCUCAACAGUUCGAUGUCGAUCAGCUUUUUAGUUCGUAAAUAUUACUCGUGGUCUCUUUUGAGUGUAUGUUAAAAGCUGCCGAUCCACUGACUGAAAUCCGAGGCCAAAUAGUUAGUUUAUAGGCAACUAAUUUGUAGCGACAGUAAAAGAAUAAGUCUGCUGCGUUGAUUCAGGAGGUUGUGAGUGCACCAUGGCCACUGGAUCUCCGUCUGACAUAUGCGGCUUUAUGAGCUACAUAUGAGUUAUAACGGACAGACGUAUGCUCGUCUGGAAAUUCCUACUUUACAAGCUUGAAGUCGAUGUUUUAAAGUACAUUUUCAAGUAGUUUAGAUUGCCAUCGCAUUAAUUGUAAACAAAUCGUCAAUACCACAAAUCAUGUAGACAACUUACAAAAUGACUACUUAAUUAACGACUGUCUGCUGUGGAUGCAACAUCUACUGUAUAUCAGCUCCCACAACUACUUUUUUAUUGAUGUAACCCCAACUCGUAAAGUCAUGGCUUGUAGGAAAAUGACUAGCGCAUCAAAAAUACAAGUUUCUUGCUAGUAA